UUGAUCUGCCUUGAUGUUAUACACUUCAGUAAUGGUACCUUUAUUUUUUGGUUGUGUUGCAUGAUAUGAUAGGAAAGAAGUAAAUACUGAGCUAACUCUUAUGCUAGCCACAAGCUAGUUAGUGUCUUAUCUUAGCUAAUAGGUCAUCAACUGUGUCGUUUUACAUUCAUAUUGUCUUUGCAUGUGAGUUUAGUAGUUUAACUGUGAAGCAGUGACAUGAGUCUAUUCUGUUAUUAGUGCGGACCAAAUGUAAUGCUAGCUAGAAAGUCUUUGGAUUCUAACGUUAGCUAUUCUCUUAGGCUUUGCUAAUAGGUUAUCAAUCAUGUUAUUUUACCCUAAACAAGUCUUUUAGUUGUUGUUUUUUUCUAUCAAGAGGCAGUAAUAUGAUCUUUAUUAAUUAGUCAAUUUUUAUUUAUUUGGAGUGCAGCAGUAGCUACAUCAUUACAGCAAUGUUUAAACAUCCCACCCUGACAAAGGUAAGAUUUCAAUACAUCAGUAGUAAUCUUUUCUGUAUGAAUUACCCCCAUAAGUAAAAUACUGCUAAAGAAUCAAAAACAUUUUUGUUAUGCUUAAAUCAUUCAUGGGUGAUGCAUUUUAUCAGACUGAGUUGGCCACUUGUUAUUUGAAUAUAUUUUUUAAGUCCUUUUUUGGUAAUGGGUUACUUUUACAUUGUGGUUUUCAUAGUGUUCACUACAGGAUGUUAAUACUUCUUCUAUCCCAGCUACUUCUAAAAUUGCCUGCAUCUGCACAUACUGAGAGUAAUGGAAUAGCAUCAUGGAAAAUAACUUGCGCUAUAAAACAGGAUUGGAGGAAUCAAUUUUGAUCAAAUUGCUGUGUUCAUACAGAUCAUAAUGUUCUUAUAAUGUGUUUUUGAUGUGAAGUGCUUAGAGCUGCACUUCAGCCGCUGAUGUCAGUGCACAAAAAUGUAGCUGCAGUGUCCCAGAUGUAACCACAUGAGUACAGAAUACUGCAGCGGCUGCCAAGUCUGUGUGCAGGAUCCUGAUAGAUAAUCAGCUCAAGUUAAUGACUCAAAUGAAUUUCCUUUUUCUAACAGCUAAUUUACUAAAGUACAGGCUGUAUGUGCGCCUUUGAACUAAUGCUGAGGAAUGCUGUUGUGGGCUUAAAGUCUUAACUCCUCGUUACACAUCAAUCGGUUUAUUUAUUCAUUGCACGUUAAUGCAUUUUUAUGAGCAUCUAGUUGUUGUUUUCAACCGUUCCUCCUCUUUCAAGUGAGGCUUUUUUUUCUCUUCUUCCUUUUUUUGAAUUAAUAUUUAUAGGUACUGGCUGUCUGUUUGUGAAGUCAGUCUUCAGGAAUUCCCAGUGUGGGGUCCCAGGCCUCUAACCAGACUUAACCUCGCCUUCCAGAUGAAAGCUGCUCUGAGAGAGACGGUGUUGUUUGGCCCGAGCAGCAGAGCCUUGCCUUCAGACAGCAGGAAUGUGGGAUGUCUGGAGUGGGGGUCAGGAAGCGAGGAAAGAAUGCCAAGUAUGUCCAUGUUUGUCCAGGGCCGGCUCUCCAUUCAGCCCCCAGUGACGUGCUCGCAGGGCCAGCGAGUAUAAAAGGAGCUGGGCUGUGCAGUCAGAACUCAGAUCAACCCCUCUACCGAAGCUAAACUCUAGCUUUCACCAAGAACAGAAAGAAAGGACGGACUGUUACCGGAGCUACAAGACGAAACCAGACAACAGAUCAACUUGAUCAGAAGAGGUUUCUCAAGCUCAAACUGAGACUAAAGGAAGACUUUCUCCAGGAAACUUAAGGAAAACUAGAAUUUAUUUCUACAAGAAAGAAAAUAUGUCUGCUGGGAUGAAGAAGAUGAUUUUGCUGCCUUUUAUGUGCAUCCUGCUCUCACACAUGGCUGCAGGUCAGGAGUGUAGCAACCAGUGUUCGUGCCCCUCCACUCCCCCUCAGUGCCCCCCAGGAGUGAGUCUGGUGUUGGAUGGCUGCGGCUGCUGUAGGGUGUGCGCCAAACAGAUGGGGGAGCUGUGCACGGAGAAAGAUGUGUGUGAUCCACACAAAGGCCUCUACUGUGACUUCGGAGCCCCCAUUAACAGACGCAUAGGCGUGUGCACAGCUCGCGAUGGAGCCACCUGUGUUUUUGGAGGCAUGGUGUACAAGAGCGGAGAGACCUUCCAGAGCAGCUGCAAGUACCAGUGUACCUGUUUAGAUGGCGCUGUUGGCUGUGUGCCUCUUUGCUCCAUGGACAUCCGCCUGCCCAGUCCUGACUGCCCCAUGCCCAGACGAGUCAAGGUGCCAGGGAAGUGCUGUGAAGAGUGGGAGUGUGAUUCUCCCUACAGACAUAGCUUCAUGGGCUCUGCUUUAGCUGCCUACAGAGAAGAGGAGACCUAUGGUCCAGAUCCCUCCAUGAUGAGGGAGAACUGCCUGGUUCAGACGACCGAAUGGAGCGCCUGCUCAAAGACUUGUGGCCUUGGGAUCUCCACCAGGGUCACCAACGAUAACCGUGACUGCCGUUUGGAGAAACAGACCCGAUUGUGUAUGGUGCGACCAUGCGAGUCCCAGCUGGAGCAGAGCAUCAGGAAAGGGAAAAAAUGCAUCCGCACCCCCCGACUCUCCAAGCCAAUGAAGUUUGAGAUCUCUGGCUGCACUACCACCAAGUCCUACAGGCCUAAGUUCUGCGGCGUCUGCCUGGACGGCCGCUGCUGCACCCCACACAGAACCACCACCCUGCCCAUGGAGUUCAAAUGCCCCGACGGACAGGUGAUGAAGAAACACAUGAUGUUCAUCAAGUCCUGUGCCUGCCACCACAACUGUCCAGGGGAGAACGACAUCUUCGAGUCCAUGUACUACAAGAAGAUGAUGGGAGACAUGGCGUAAAAAAGCCACUGACAGACUGACGAUCGCAGCUUAUGACUUGAAAACAAACAGAACUCCAUCUCAUUUUGCAGCUCAGUAUAUAUGUUUUAUUUUGUCAUUUUCUCUUUGUUAAAGUAGUCAAGACACUUGCGUAAGUGUCUGUGUGUUUCGUAUGGCUGACAUCAGCCGCAUAGACUCGGACAGAGGGCUGCAUAGCAGCUCCAAGAGAUUCCUGCACUAUAACUUGUAUGUUUGACGUACCUACUGUCAGGUUUCCGCCCUUAGAUCCCUUUUUACAAACCCGUCCUUUAUACUGUAAGCAUCUUUAUCUAAACCAUGACCCCCUCUCUAAAUGAGGUGUUUAAUUAACCCCUCCUCCCACCCUCCCAGCCCA
Messenger RNA from Cheilinus undulatus (humphead wrasse), 3203 nucleotides. RefSeq names its product cellular communication network factor 2a (gene ccn2a). The record is from RefSeq and is a predicted model, not a curated record. The coding region runs from base 1790 to 2830 and encodes 346 amino acids. The transcript is spliced from 5 exons. Gene Ontology annotation, cellular component: extracellular region; extracellular matrix. NCBI's taxonomy places the organism in Eukaryota, Metazoa, Chordata, Actinopteri, Labriformes, Labridae. Gene Ontology annotation, molecular function: integrin binding; heparin binding. Gene Ontology annotation, biological process: signal transduction; cell adhesion.